CCCCCCACGUGAAGUUCGGUUUCCAAACUGUUCCCUGGAGCUAUAAGUGGAUUGGCAGUAGUGAGCGAUUAGGCGGUGGGAGAAGCACGGUGCCCUGUGCUGUGCCCUUUUCCUGCUGCUGCCGCCGCCGCCAACAUGAAGUGCUUUUUCCCAGUGUUGAGCUGUCUGGCUGUGCUGGGUGUGGUGUCAGCGCAGAGGCAGGUCACCGUCCAGGAAGGACCCUUGUACCGCACAGAGGGCUCCCACAUUAACAUCUGGUGCAACGUGAGCGGCUACCAGGGUCCCUCUGAGCAGAACUUCCAGUGGUCCAUUUACCUGCCCUCUGCCCCCGAGCGGGAGGUUCAGAUUGUGAGCACGGUGGACUCCUCCUUCCCUUACGCCAUCUACACUCAACGGGUUCGAGGGGGGAAGAUCUACGUGGAGCGGAUCCAGGGGAACUCGGCCUUACUCCACAUCACAGACCUGCAAGCCCGGGAUGCUGGGGAGUACGAAUGCCACACCCCCAACACCGAUGAACGCUACUUUGGGAGUUACAGCGCCAAGAUGGACCUAGUGGUGAUCCCAGAUUCCCUCCAGGCCACAGCUGUGCCGCAGACUCUACACAAAGUGGAACAGGACCCACUGGAGCUCAGUUGCGAAGUGGCCACUGAGACGGUCCAACAUAGCCACCUCUCUGUGUCCUGGCUGCGGCAGAAGGGUGGGGAGAAGCCCGUGGAAGUCAUCUCCCUGAGCCGAGACUUCAUCCUGCACUCCAGCAGCGAAUAUGCCCAGAGGCAGAGCCUGGGGGAGGUGCGGCUGGACAAGCUGGGAAGGACCACCUUCCGCCUCACCAUCUUCCACCUGCAGCCUUCCGACCAGGGCGAGUUCUACUGCGAGGCUGCCGAGUGGAUCCAGGAUCCAGAUGGCUCUUGGUACGCCAUGACCAGGAAGCGCUCCGAGGGUGCUGUGGUCAACGUCCAGCCCACCGACAAAGAGUUCACCGUGCGGCUGGAAACAGAUAAGAGGCUGCACACGGUGGGCGAGCCGGUGGAGUUCAGAUGCAUCCUAGAGGCUCAGAACAUUCCCGACCGGUACUUUGCUGUCUCCUGGGCCUUCAACAGCUCACUCAUCGCCACCAUGGGGCCUAAUGCUGUGCCGGUCCUCAACAGUGAAUUUGCUCACCGUGAAGCCAAGGGGCAGCUUAAGGUGGCCAAAGAAAGCGAUGGCGUCUUUGCGUUGAAGAUAUACCACCUCCGCCAGGAGGACAGUGGCAAGUACAACUGCCGGGUGACGGAGCGAGAGAAGACUGUCACUGGCGAGUUCAUCGACAAGGAGAGCAAGCGUCCCAAGAACAUCCCCAUCGUUGUCCUUCCCCUCACAGAUAACUGGGUAGUUAAAGUUCCCCAGCAGCACCAGAUCCUGCCCCAAGGCCACUUGGAAAGCAGCAUCUCCCUGGAGGUGGCCAGCAAUGCCAGCGUCGUCCUCGAGGGCGAGGACCUGCACUUCUCCUGUAGUGUCCGAACGGUGGGCAGGUUGCAGGGCCGCUUCUCUGUCAUCUGGCAGCUCGUGGACAGGCAGAACCGUCGCAGCAACGUCAUGUGGCUAGACCGGGAUGGCACGGUGCAGCCGGGCUCAUCCUACUGGGAGCGCAGCAGCUUCGGGGGCAUCCAGAUGGAGCAGGUGCAGCCCAACUCCUUCAGCCUGGGCAUCUUCAACAGCAGGAAGGAAGACGAGGGCCAGUACGAGUGCCACGUGACGGAGUGGGUCCGGGCUGUGGAUGGAGAGUGGCAGAUCGUGGGAGAGCGCCGUGCCAGUACCCUUGUCUCCAUCACAGCUCUUGAAACGGGCUUUGCAGUUACAGCCAUCUCGCGGACACCAGGGGUGACCUACAGCGACUCUUUUGAUUUGCAGUGCAUCAUCAAACCCCACUACCCAGCCCGAGUCCCCGUGUCGGUCACGUGGAGGUUCCAGCCGGUGGGCACAGUUGAGUUCCACGAUCUGGUGACCUUCACACGGGACGGAGGGGUUCAGUGGGGGGAAAGGUCAUCCACCUUCCGAACUCGGACUGCCAUUGAGAAGGCCGAGUCCAGCAACAACGUCCGCCUGAGCAUCAGCCGGGCCAGUGACACCGAGGCAGGCAAGUACCAGUGUGUGGCAGAGCUGUGGCGGAGAAACUACAACAACACCUGGACAAGGCUGGCAGAGAGGACCUCCAACCUGCUGGAGAUUCGGGUGCUGCAGCCAGUGACAAAGCUGCAGGUGAGCAAGUCAAAGAGAACCCUCACGCUGGUGGAAAACCGGCCAAUUCAGCUCAACUGCUCCGUCAAGUCUCAGACCAGCUCGAACUCGCACUUUGCGGUGCUGUGGUACGUGCACAAGCCCUCGGAUGCGGACGGGAAGCUCAUUCUGAAAACCACGCACAGCUCAGCCUUCGAAUACGGCACCUAUGCCGAGGAGGAGGGCCUGCGGGGCCGGCUGCAGUUCGAGAGGCAUGUGUCAGGGGGCCUGUUCAGCCUCACCGUGCAGCGAGCUGAGGUCAGCGACAGUGGCAGCUACUACUGCCACGUGGAGGAGUGGCUGCUGAGUCCCAAUUACGCCUGGUACAAGCUGGCCGAGGAGGUUUCUGGGCGCACAGAGGUCACCGUGAAACAGCCAGACAGCCGCCUGAAGCUCAGUCAAGCCCAGGGCAACCUGUCCAUCCUGGAGACCCGGCAGAUCCAGCUGGAGUGCGUGGUCCUGAACCGAACCAGCAUGGCUUCUCAGCUCAUGGUGGAGUGGUUCGUGUGGAAGCCCAACCACCCAGAGCGGGAGGUAGUGGCCCACCUGAGUAGAGAUGCCACCUUCCACUAUGGCGAACAGGCUGCCAAAAACAACCUGAAGGGGCGGCUGCACGUGGAGAGCCCGUCUUCCGGUGUGUACAGGCUCUUCAUCCAGAACGUGGCAGUGCAGGACAGCGGGACCUACAGCUGCCGUGUGGAGGAGUGGCUGCCCAGCCCCAGCGGCGUGUGGUAUAAACGGGCUGAGGACACAGCUGGGCAGACCGCCGUCACAGUCAUGCGACCUGACGCUGCCCUCCAGGUGGACACAGUGGUCCCCAAUGCUACUGUGUCUGAGAAGGCAGCUUUCCAACUGGACUGCAGCAUCCUGUCUCGAUCAAGCCAGGACUCCCGCUUUGCUGUGGCCUGGUAUUCCCUGAGGACUAAAGGUGGAAGGAAAAGAGGCAGCCUUGGCAGUGAAGAACAGGAGGAGGAGGAGAUGUCAGAAGAGGAGGACGGUGAGGAUCCAACCGAGAGGACAGUCCUGCUAAGCGUGGGACCUGACGCUGUCUUUGGUCCUGAAGGCAGCCCUUGGGAGGGCAGGCUGCGCUUCCAGAGACUCUCACCCUUGCUCUACCGGCUCACAGUGCUUGAGGCGAGCCCCCACGACACAGGCAACUACUCCUGCCAUGUGGAAGAGUGGCUGCCAAGCCCCCAGAAGGAAUGGUACCGGCUAACAGAAGAGGAGUCUGCCCCCAUCGGCAUCCGGGUUCUGGACACAAGUUCCACCCUGCAGUCGCUCAUCUGCUCCAACGAUGCCCUGUUCUACUUCGUCUUCUUUUACCCCUUUCCCAUCUUUGGCAUCCUCAUCAUCACCAUUCUGCUAGUGCGCUUCAAAAGCCGGAACUCCAGCAAGAACUCGGAGGGGAAGAAUGGGGUGCCUCUGUUGUGGAUCAAGGAACCUCACCUCAACUACUCUCCGACUUGCCUGGAGCCCCCUGUGCUCAGCAUCCACCCGGGAGCCAUAGACUAAGGAGGUUGGCCCCCAGCAGACGUUGCCCGUGGCAGGGUCGGGUCAGGGGUGCCCCCCGUGGGCUUUUCCUUGUUGCUUCGUGCUGUGCGAUUGGACAGGCGAUAGCACCCGAACUCUGCAGUUUCUCUGCAGGAACCAGUCAGACCUGGAACGUGUUGGAAGCUCCCAGUCAUGGAGGCUACUGCCUCAGGCAGCAGGCCUGGUUAAACCAUUCGCAUCCAGGUGUCGUGAUCCCAACGUCCUGGGUUUCUAGUUUUUGGUUUGGUAACGUAGUAGUGCGUAGCUCCAGGUGCUGCAUCUACUCGCCAAUCUAUCUUGUGUUCUCAGAUCGGUGCUACGGGGUUUCCUGUUCCAUGUAACGUACUCUUUUAAGCCCCUUUGGUCCUUUCCGUUUGGAUCCCAUAAUGUUGUAGAGUUGUUUCUCUCACAACUGAUAAGCAAGAGCAAGACGGCUUCAUAGUAGCAAGGAAUCUCUUCCAAGACAUUUUUUGUUUUUUGCACAUUUGAAAAUGCCACCCGUGGAUCAAAAUACACCCAAACAUUUUUUUUUUUUUAACUUUUCUUAGCAAGACUUGAAAAAUAUGUGUAACGUGGGCCCAAUUUGUAUCUUAUCGUUUCCCUCAGCCGGAGUUGUUGGAACCACUUUAUAGUCAAGAUGAAAGCAUUGAAUUUCACUUCAAAGGAACUGCACAUGUGCAAAGGAAACCCAGCAGAACCCCAUUAGUAGAUGGUGUCCAGCCAGCCCAUCCGCCAGGGAGAUGGAAAAGGCUUCAAUCCCAUCCUUGCCAAAAACAAAACAAAACAAAACAA
Messenger RNA from Acomys russatus (golden spiny mouse), 4578 nucleotides. It is a transcript of the gene Igsf3, whose product is annotated as immunoglobulin superfamily member 3. The transcript has 11 exons. Bases 136 to 3768 code for a protein of 1210 amino acids. NCBI's taxonomy places the organism in Eukaryota, Metazoa, Chordata, Mammalia, Rodentia, Muridae. The record is from RefSeq and is a predicted model, not a curated record.